AUGGAUAAUAAAAACAAUAUUCAAUCUACUGGUGAUAAAAUUUCACAAAUGUGUAAAUCUGUUGAAAAUUUUGAAAUAAUUCUUCAGGAAACUUGUAUUGAACAUGAGGAUAAUGAAAGUUUAAAGGCGGAGUAUUUCAAAAGUAUUCAAGAAACACCAAAAAAAAGUAAUGAUACAUUACCAGCAAAAGAAAUUUUAAAAUCAAAUUAA
This is a messenger RNA of Strongyloides ratti, 210 nucleotides long. RefSeq lists its product as hypothetical. Lineage: Eukaryota; Metazoa; Nematoda; Chromadorea; Rhabditida; Strongyloididae. The transcript has 2 exons. The record is from RefSeq and is a predicted model, not a curated record. The coding region runs from base 1 to 210 and encodes 69 amino acids.